AGAAAAUGGAAAAACAACCUUUGCUCCCUACUGUCAACCAAACUCACUCUACAUACAAAGAAUUUGUAAAGACACAUUUGACUAAGGCUUUUAUUUACGGUACUGCGGUCUAUUUGAUCCUUACUAUGCUUCGCCUCUCUUGUUUGGAUCACACAUCUGAAAUCACAACCAAUCAUGUUGUCGGUCCUGUCUAUCACUAUCAUAAGCUAUUGGAAUUCAAAUAUGAUCCAAGCCUAUUUCCUCGUCUUUCCAUCAAACAAAAAACCGAAGGCUUUGAAUGCAGAAGUGGUGAUGCUACUGUUGUUGUUGAUGAUCAAAUUGAACAAGUACUUGUCAGUUUUGAUUUCUCAAUGACUUCAAAAGAAUUGGAAGAUACUGUCUGGGUCGAAUCUUUUGAAGAACAGGAUCUCUAUUCACUUGUGAUGCGUGCAAAAUCCGAGAUUAAAGAUGCAUGUUUCUAUACUGAUAUUACUGUUCGUGUGCCGACUAAAGAUGCAAUCAAAGAAUUUGUAAUUGCUCUGGAUAACCAUGAUAUUCACCUGAAAAAAGACUUGGUCUUUAAAGCAGUUGACAUUGAAGUUGCUAAUGGUGACAUUCAUUUCAAAGAAGGUAUUAGCACUGGUAAAACAAGAAUUUCAGCAUCGAAUGGUGAUAUUACUGGACGUAUUAACACUUUAUUCAAUGACAAUCUUAUUUUGUCCCUUUCAAAUGGUCAUUCGGAUGUUGAUGUCGAUCAAAUUCAACAAGACCAUCCUAUUUUGAUUAAGAACAGUGCUAGUAAUGGUCGCGUUUCCCUUAGUUUGCCUACUGAUUUCCAAAGCCAGUUCAAACUUUCAACUAUGCUUGGAUCAAUGCGCAUCAGGGCCGAGACAAGCAAAGUUCAUUAUACCAGCAAAAAAUGGGGUUCUACCUCUGGUUAUUAUGGAGAUGAUGCAAACACAGAGAACCGUAUUGACCUAAGCACUGCCAAUGGUGGUGUCCUUUUAGCUUUUAAAUAAAAUACAAAUAUAUAUAU
Messenger RNA from Gilbertella persicaria, 1015 nucleotides. RefSeq lists its product as uncharacterized. The record is from RefSeq and is a predicted model, not a curated record. The transcript is spliced from 4 exons. Lineage: Eukaryota; Fungi; Mucoromycota; Mucoromycetes; Mucorales; Choanephoraceae. The annotation marks the transcript as partial.